Messenger RNA from Schistocerca gregaria, 3368 nucleotides. RefSeq lists its product as uncharacterized. Bases 38 to 1180 code for a protein of 380 amino acids. Lineage: Eukaryota; Metazoa; Arthropoda; Insecta; Orthoptera; Acrididae. The transcript is spliced from 2 exons. The record is from RefSeq and is a predicted model, not a curated record.
AAAUCGGCGCCGCCAGGUGCGCCCGCCUAAGACGGCCAUGGCGACCUGGAGGCUGCUGUUGCCGCUGCUGCUGGUGCUGCUGGCGCACACCCCGCGCUGCGCCGACGGUUUCGCCGGAAGGAGGGGCCCCGUAGAGGGACGUCCUGCUCCACUAAGAUUCAAGAGAGAGAGCCCUAAAGUAGAUACCAGUUUUGAGAACAUAGGCAAGCAAAUACAUAGUCUACUGUCUUCCUUACCGUCCCUAGGCAAGCCUUCAUUCGACGACAUUGAGAAACUGGGAGAGAGGUUUGCAAGUUUAGGCCACGGAACCUACCACAGGGGCAGCUUUCUAGCGACGUCUUCGGACGGCGAGGGUGUACUAUCGCACGAGGAGGUCUCGGGAGAAACGGGGUCGUCACCUCACAGGACCUCGGGGACCUACUUCUUCGACCGGAAGGGAGGACUCUCGGGCUUCAGCUGCUACGAUGAAAAGUGCAAGAAGGAGCGUCUCAAGGAGCGCAGGCGGCGCGCCGCUGCGGAUCGCAACGGCUACCUCACCGGCAAGGCUGUGCAGUCAGAACUGCUGAACAACGUGCUGAACACCCUGCAGGCUCUGAGCAUGAAACUGCAGGAGCUGCAGAACAGGCUCGCGCAGACACUGCAGAGUGCCACCGCCUUCCCCGUCCACCAUCCAGCAGGAAGUCCGCCGACAGUUCAUGUGCCCGAUUCCUCCUCAUCGCAGUUCUCGGGGGCAGCAGCGGGAGGCUCCAUCAUAACUGCGGGUGGAGGCUCGCCCGUCCAGGGAGAGUUCCACGGAAGCUCCAUUUCGUCGUCUACUUCUCCCGGCGGGGGGACGAUAGUGUCCCACAAGGAGGUGGUUGACCGUCUGGGCUCUCCGGCGCACACGUCCUCGGGGUCGUACCUGGUUAAUCCGCAAGGGGAAGUGAGUGGCGUCUCUUGCACUGAUGGCAAGUGCCACAAGGUGGGCGACAAAAGCGGUGGACAGGCAUCAGGACCGCCCCCGGCUGCUGCAACUGUACCGCUGGCUGACCGCGGAGGACUACCCUCGGUCAACAGACCUGAAACACACUAUUCCUCCACUUCGUUUGCUGUAGACCCAGCUGGACAUGUCUCUGGCGUGUCGUGCGUCGAUGGCAAGUGCAAGACCACACGAGACAACGGAAGAGAUAGGAGACAGUAGGUGCCGAUUCAUCAGCCCAUAUGAUGUCGGUACACCAGGGCUCAGCUCUCCAUCCGCAUUCGUAGUUAAGACAAACAGAGACCCGGGAGUUUCAUUCAAUUACCGCAUGUUGGCUGGUGAAAGUAAGCCGCCGAGUCACAUUCUUACGAUCAUCUUCUAGUAAUGGAGUAACUGGUGUCUGCAGCUCACACAGCGUUUGCAUUAUCAGUAAGGUAAUGAAAUUUCCUGGCAGAUUAAAACCGUUUGCCGGACCGAGACUCGAACUCGGGACCUUUGCCUUUCGCGGGCAAGUGCUCUACCAACUGAGCUACCCAAGCACGACUCUCGAUCGCCCUCGCAGCCUUACUUCCUCCAGUACCUCGUCUCCUACUUUCCAUACUUCACAGAAGCGGGUCGUGAGUCGUGCUUGGGUAGCUCAGAUGGUAGAGCACUCUCCCGCGAAAGGCAAAGGUCCCGAAUUCGAGUCGGUUCGGCACACAAUUUUAAUCUGCCAGGAAGUUUCAUAUCAGCACACACUCCGUUUCAGAGUCUAACCUAACCUAACCUAACAAUUUCAUUCAGCAACGUAGUGCUGAUAGGACUGCAGUGGUCUGUGGAACUAUGCUGUGUAGCAACGCCUCCAACAGCUACUUGGGGGUGGGGCGGGGAGGGGGGGAAGGGGGACGGGCUGUUGCGGAGGAUUCAUACUGCUAGUACGUGGUCCCACAGACAACAGCGAAGUAGUAUGAAAUGUUGAGAGUCCUCUUCCAGCCAGUUGCCUGUAAUAGAGGUAGCGUCGUAAAACACAUCAUCUUAUAUUCUAUUACUCUUAUGGAAUGCACUCAGUCUGUUAAUAAGUCAAGAGUGCCUUCCACAUGGACCCUGAGAAUGCCAUUAAACAUUUUCUGGACCAUAUCACUGCCCUGAGCGCCUAACGAUCUAUCAGAAAGGGAUACGAGUGCUGGUUCUCCUACCUCUUCCAACCAUCCUAUGAAGCAACAAACUUGAGUGGGGCAAUAUUACACCUCACCGACAAAUAAGACUAUAUCUUCGAGCACUUUCAAUUCUAUCCGUCAAUGCAGCAUCAUUAACGUGAGUGUGGGCAUCGUAGAACCUUUAUUUACAAGUUUUACUAAAUUGUUAAAGUAGACUUGUGUCAGGUUAAUCCCUACCAUAUAUGGACUGUAAGCUGUUCCACUGAAGUAUGGUAGCUGGCCUUCCCAUACCGUUGUAGCCAAGUUUUAUGCGUCACGUGAAUACCAAGUGAGUUUCCGCAGUUGAUACAACGAUGACAUUACUGGAGUCACGCUUCAGUUUCACCACAUAAACACACGGGAAAGAAUCAAACUUCACCAGUUGAGUAAUACUCCUUCCCUCGACUUGCAGGCUGACAAUUAUCCAUUUUUUCAAUGCGCAUGAAUCUCUUCCUGUGGCCACGGUGGCAGUGAUCGCAAUGCAUACAGAUAGUCCGUCUGUCCUCUUCUGUAUUCACCCCAGCUUAAUUUCAAUGCUUCCUGUUCCAUCUGGCAGGUGCUCAUAACAAUGUGUCUCGACUUGUAGAUUACACUGCACAUAUUUCGUAGCUGUAUUUUCUUUCACAUUUUGGAAUAUGACUUCAAAGUCACAUUCUACAUGUUUUGAAAUCUAGAUGCUUCAAGAGGCCAUUUUGCUAAGUAAUGUACUCUUUAUUUUAUAACUGCGCGUGCAGUAUUUUUGAGUUAUCUGAACGAUUCAGUGGGUUACAUUUCCGCUGUAUUGAUUGUAGACUGAUGCUAUGAUCCAGAAAGCAAUGAUCACCCUCAGGUGGUUCUUGAAUUUUUAGAUGGUCUUAUGUCAGGCCAGUUUAGCUUCCCGCUCUUGACAGCAUCUUUAUUUGAAAUAAUAAUAAGAAUGUGAUAAUAUAGGUAUGACAUUGUGGAAAGGGUAAGUUUGGGGAUGCAUCACAGGCCAGAGUCAACUUUCUUAGAAGAGCUUUGGCAUCAGUGUAAUUUAUUCAUAACUACGGUUUGAAUAUGAAUGUAUAAAUCGGAGUUUUAUUUAAUUUUGAUUUCAUUUACAGACAGUUUAUGUAUUGUUUUACUCGUUAUCUGAUGACAAAUAAAAUAUUCCUUAAUUUAUGUUUUGUCGUUUCAUCUUCGACGUUAGUGCAGAAGUUGUUGGUUAGCCAUGCCUGUUGAAACAGAAACAAAUAAAAUUAUUAUUAAAAAUA